Messenger RNA from Encephalitozoon romaleae SJ-2008, 2163 nucleotides. RefSeq lists its product as hypothetical. The transcript has a single exon. NCBI's taxonomy places the organism in Eukaryota, Fungi, Microsporidia, Unikaryonidae. Bases 1 to 2163 code for a protein of 720 amino acids. The record is from RefSeq and is a predicted model, not a curated record.
AUGAAGAGUCUAAAGAGAACAAAAAAGGUGGAAGUACAAAGCAAAGCAUUUGAAGUGUAUUUAAAACUAAAGGAAACCCCGCAAGGGUCUUGCAUUGAGGAAGAUGUCUUGGCAUAUCUGUUGAGGAAUAUAGAGCUUCAGAGAGAAAUUCCGAGCACAUUACUCGGUAUCAUUGAAGUGCUAAGGAUAAAUGCUCCCAAAUGCUUCCUAAGUAGAGAAGAAAAGCAUAGAUUCUUCAGGUUGCUCAUAGAUAUUCUUCCAAAGGAAAAGAUAAAUCUGGAAACGUUUAUUACAUAUAGAAUCCCUAGUCUUCUAACGGACAAGAUCUUGAUCUCCAAACUGGCCGGACUGAUAGAGGUAGUUAAUGGGACUGCAAAGAAGUAUCUGAAAGAGAUUAUUAUUAUAUUGAUAGAGGAGGGAGCCGAAGAUAUUGUGAGAGAAGUGGUCAGGACUGUGCUCCUCCAUAUACCUAAAGAUCCUGCAUCCAACAGCAUAAUUGAAGUUACAAAAGAGAUAUCAAUGCCUGCAGUUACUAUAAUAAUGGAAAGUUUCGAGGACAAAGUGUAUGCAGAUGUGUAUUCAAGCUUCUCUUUAAAAGAGCAUCUAUGUGUAAGAAACAUCAGAGGGCAAGGCAAACUGAAGUACUUGACUGCAGCAAUGUCUGAAAAGAACUUUGAGAAGCUUUGCCAUUUUUAUAUUGGAGACAGAGACAAGAGAAUAAUUAAGAUACUAGCCGAGAACUGCAGGCCAAGACAUGAUGAAAUAUUUCAUAGAAUUGCUAACGACUAUGACGAGAAUGUUCGUAUAACAUUAUUAGAAAGGAUUACCUUUGAAGACAUUGUCGAGCAUUCACUGGACGUCUAUGAAAGGAUUCUUGAUACAAGUCAUAGGGUCAGAACCGUUGUUUUCAACAUAUUCAGGUCUGGGAUGCUGACUUACAAGGAUUCUUUGAUCGGGAUUGCAGAAAGUUCAAAGGAAAACAAGGAGAACAACUCUAAAAGGACAAGUCGUGAGGUGGAAUGUCUCUUAAAGUUCAUUAAGUUUGCCCUUAAAGGCGUUUUUACUAAUCAGAGAAAGGAAUACAUUGACCUACUGAAUGAAUGUAACCUGCCGUGGGAGUUCUAUUUCCAUAUAAAAUCCUUGAAGGGGACAGCCACUUUUCUGGAGCUAAGCUCUGAGAGAAUUAAAAAGGAAAAUGCAAAACUUCCUGAAUGCAGAGAAAGAAGGUGGUUCUACCUCAAAUACUUUUUCUUGGGGAAACUUCCUAAGGAAAGAACUUUUGAGCUUAUAGAAACAGAUAUUCCAUCUGCUUUAGUGUAUCUUCUUGGAAGAGAUGACCUGGACGAGUAUGCAGAUCUGCUGAUAAAUAGAGCAUUAGCCAGUAGCAAUAUUAAGGAAAUAUUGAUGAUAGUAAGCGCGGUGAGGCCCUAUCUUACUGAGAAGAAGCCCACCCUCUGUCCAAGGUCAACUGCAGAGCUUCUAAUCUAUGCUCAUUCAAAGCACUCUUCGUGCUUUGUCAGUCAGAUACUAAGCUUUGAGACCACAUUUCCAGUGCUGUAUUUCUUGUCUCACAUGAAAAUACCGGUAGAUGUGCUUCUUCCCUUACUUCUGGAGUAUAGAGGUAGCAGCGAAGAAUAUGUUGAAGUCCAGUUAGCAUACAACGAUAAAAGAUUGCUUCAGGAAUUUGUUGAAUACUUUAUGGAGAUCAAUCUAGAUGAGGACUUGAAGGAAAAGAUUGUUAGAAGCAAAACACUUGUUGGAUCCCUGAUAUACUUUCUCAACACUGGGCAGGUGAACAUAAAGAACAUAGGCUUCUUUAUCUCCUCUAUUUGCCUUAUAUGUGCAAGCUCCAGUAAUGAGCAUAAAAUCAAGCAGAUCUAUGAGACAUAUUCAAUGAAAGUCGAUCAGAGUACAUUCAACAAAUUCUAUACAGUAUGCUCCAAGCUUAAGACCAUGUCGUUGAAUAAGGAACCUCACAGGAUAGACGAGGGAAAAGUGGUAAUCAAAAAGAAUGACAAGACGUUGUUUUUUAUAUGUGAGGUGGUCCUUAGCACUCGGGUGGGAGAGAUGGUUGAUGAAAAGUUCAAUCUGCAUGAAUUCUAUCCGAUUUCUGAGGAUGUAUUGGGCAUGAUUUCUUCAGGACGGGCAAUAUGGCCAGUGUAA